Molecule: messenger RNA, 4882 nt
Organism: Thunnus maccoyii (southern bluefin tuna)
Lineage: Eukaryota; Metazoa; Chordata; Actinopteri; Scombriformes; Scombridae
Product: NLR family CARD domain-containing protein 3-like
Exons: 7
Coding region: 1-3042 (1013 amino acids)
Molecular function (GO): protein binding
Source: RefSeq, a predicted model, not a curated record
AUGAACAAAGAGGACGUUGAGGUGAACGGAGCCGAAGAGAGGAAAACAAGAACCCGGACAACUAGACCACCGGACUCAUCCACCGACACCGAGGACCUGAACACCACCGACAUACAGAUCUUAGCAGGACAAAAGAUGGCGACACCUACGGAGGUCCUCUUGGAGUGUUUGGAGGAUUUGCGAGCUGAUGACUUUAAAAAAUUCAAGUGGUACCUGUGUCAGCGUGGGGAGCUUGAAGGUUUCAAAACAAUCCCAAAGAGUCGACUGGAAAAUGCAGACAGAAUGGACACAGUGGAUCUGAUGGUCAAGAACUACUGUAUUAACACUAUUAAAGUGACCAGAAUGAUUUUGGGGAAGAUCAAUCAGAAUGAUCUAUUGGAACGUUUGUCAAAUACCAUCUCAGAUCCUUCAGAGAUUCUUGCUCAGUGCCAGCGCAAACUGAAGUCUAACCUGAAGGAGAAGUUCCAGUGUGUGUUUGAGGGGAUUGCUAAAGCAGGAAACAGAAAGAAGCAGAAAACCCUUCUGAAUCAGAUCUACACAGAGCUCUACAUCACAGAGGGAGGGACUGCAGAGGUCAAUGAUGAACAUGAGGUCAGACAGAUUGAAACAGCAUCCAGGAAACCAGACAGACCAGAAACAACAAUCAGACAAGAAGACAUUUUUAAAGCCUCACCUGGAAGAGAUGAACCAAUCAGAACAGUGAUGACAAAGGGAGUGGCUGGCAUUGGGAAAACAGUCUUAACACAGAAGUUCACUCUGGACUGGGCUGAAGACAAAGCCAACCAGGACAUACACUUCACAUUUCCCUUCACUUUCAGAGAGCUGAAUGUGCUGAAAGAGAAAAAGUACAGCUUGGUGGAACUUGUUCAUCACUUCUUCACUGAAACCAAAGAAGCAGGAAUCUGCAGGUUUGAAGAGUUCCAGGUUGUGUUCAUCUUUGACGGUCUGGAUGAGUGUCGCCCUCCUCUGGACUUCCACAACAAUGAGAUCCUGACUGAUGUUACAGAGUCCACCUCAGUGGAUGUGCUGCUGACAAACCUCAUCAGGGGGAAAAUGCUUCCCUCUGCUCGCCUCUGGAUAACCACACGACCUGCAGCAGCCAAUCAGAUCCCUCCUGAGUGUGUCGGCAUGGUGACAGAGGUCAGAGGGUUCACUGACCCACAGAAGGAGGAGUACUUCAGGAAAAGAUUCAGUGAUAAGAAGCAGGCUAGCACCAUCAUCUCCCACAUCAAGACAUCACGAAGCCUCCACAUCAUGUGCCACAUCCCAGUCUUCUGCUGGAUCACUGCUACAGUUCUGGAGUGGACCAUGAAGAGUAGAGAGAGAGAAGAGCUGCCUGCAAGUCUGACGGAGCUGUACCUCCGUCUCGUGGUGCUUCAGUCUAAAGUGAAGAACAUCAAGUAUAAUGGAGGAGCUGAGACAGAUCCACACUGGAGUCCAGAGAGCAGGAAGAUGAUUGAGUCUCUGGGAAAACUGGCUUUUGAGCAGCUGCAGAAAGGCAACCUGAUCUUCUAUGAAUCAGACCUGACAGAGUGUGGCAUCGAUAUCAGAGAAGCCUCAGUGUACUCAGGAGUGUUCACACAGAUCUUUAAAGAGGAGGACUGUGGGAUGUUUAAAGAAACGGUGUUCUGCUUUGUCCAUCUGAGUGUUCAGGAGUUUCUGGCUGCUCUUCAUGUCCAUCUGACAUUCAUCAACUCUGGAGUCAAUCUGCUAGAAGAAAAAAAAAAAUCCUGGUGGUCUAAAAUCUUUAAAGAAAAAAAAACUGAACAGACACGUUUCUGCCAGAGUGCUGUGGAUGAGGCGUUACAGAGACCAAAUGGAGACCUGGACUUGUUCCUCCGCUUCCUCCUGGGUCUUUCACUGAAGACCAAUCAGACUCUCCUACGAGGUCUGCUGACACAGACAGGAAGUAGUGCACAGACCAAUCAGAAAACAAUUGAGUACAUCAAGAAGAAAAUCAGUGAGAAUCUGUCUGCAGAGAGAAGCAUCAAUCUGUUCCACUGUCUGAAUGAACUGAAUGAUCGUUCUCUAGUGAAGGAGAUCCAACAGUACCUGAGAUCAGGAAGUCUCUCCACAGAUAAACUGUCUCCUGCUCAGUGGUCAGCUCUGGUCUUCAUCUUACUGUCAUCAGAAAAAGAUCUGGACGUGUUUGACUUGAAGAAAUACUCUGCUUCAGAGGAGGCUCUUCUGAGGCUGCUGCCAGUGGUCAAAGCCUCCAACAAAGCUCUGCUGACUGACUGUAACCUCUCAGAGAGAAGCUGUGCAGCUCUGUCCUCAGUUCUCAGCUCCCAGUCCUCUUGUCUGAGAGAGCUUGACCUCAGUAACAACAACUUGCAGAAUUCAGGAGUGAAGCUGCUGUCUGCUGGACUGGAGAGUCCACACUGUACACUGGAAACUCUCAGGUCAGGAUUCAUCAACCUGUUCUGCUGCUCUGACCCCCCUCCUCCUUUCAGGCUGCAGCCUACUGGAGACCGAUGGUUGACACCAGGUCUGAGGAAGUAUUUCUGUCGACUCACACUGGAUCCAAACACAGCAAACAGAAAACUCAAACUGUCUGACAACAACAGGAAGGUGACAAAUGUGAAGGAGGAUCAGUCAUAUCCUGAUCAUCCAGACAGAUUUGAUGUCUGUCGUCAGCUGCUUUGUAGAAAUGAUCUGACUGGUCGCUGUUACUGGGAGGUCGAGUGGAGAGGAAACGUUUAUAUAUCAGUGAGUUACAGAGGAAUCAACAGGAAAGGAAAUGGUGAAGACUGUUGGUUUGGAAGGAAUGAUCAGUCCUGGAGUCUGUUCUGCUCUGAUGAUCGUUACUCUGUCUGGCACAAUAAGAGAGAAACAUCCAUCUCCUCCUCCUCCUCCUCCAUCUCCUCCUCCUCCUCCUCUGUCUCUAACAGAGUAGGAGUGUAUGUGGACUGUCCUGCUGGCCCUCUGUCCUUCUACAGAGUCUCCUCUGACACACUGAUCCACCUCCACACCUUCAACACCACAUUCACUCAGCCUCUGUGUGCUGGGUUUACAGUCUGGUCGGGUUCAGUGUCUCUGUGAUCUCUGUAGGAGGAAGAGUCUCCUCCUGUUAGAGAAACUUUCUCAUGUUAUUUAGUACCAACCUGAUCUCUCACUGCUUGUAAAUGCAGUUUCUAAACCAACAUGGUUUCCACAUGACUGACAGUUUGUUUGACAUUUAAAAAGCUGUAAAAAAGAAGCUGAUGUUCUCAGAGCAGAUAGCUCAGUCUGUUAGAGGACUGUUUGGAGGUUCGGAGGUCGUGGCUUUGAUCCUUAUGAGUCUCAGUGAAACUCAGAAGCUCUCAGAGAGAAAACCACCAGCGGCUGAAAGUUUACUGAAACCUCAAGUUGUGACCAAGGUUUUUAAAAAUGUUGGAAGAGUUUUGCCAACUAACUAUAACACACAUAAUGACAGUAAGUAUCCGCUGGCCUAUAGAGACUCUUUGUUGUUUUUACUCUUAUUUGUUGUUCAAUUAGUUGUUUUUUUAAUCAUAUAGUCAAUUCAGAAAGCGACAUGUUUUUAUGUGUCUCUACUGGAUGUGCAUGUAGAGCUGUAAAUAAACAUUAUGAUUCAGAGAUUCAUCAAUUCAUGGUUUUGUCUAUAAAAUGUCAGGAAAUUGUGUAAAUUGUGUAAAAUGCUGGUUGUAAUUUCACAGAGUCAAAGGCGACGUCUUUAAAUGUCUCAUUUUGUCUGAACUAAAGUCCAGAACAGUCAAAUAUUCUGUUUAUUAUCAUGUAAGACAAAGAAAAGCAUUCAAUCUUCACACCUGAGAAGCUAAAAGCAGAAAAUGUUUGCUUCAAAAUGACUCAAAUGAUGAUUAAGUGUUAAUUUAGUGUUGAUGGAUAAUCAAUGAAUGGACUAAUUGUUGCAGCUCUGGCUGUAUGUGAACAGAAUAUUAGAGGACAAACAGCUGACAGUUUAGCGCCUUACUAAAUAUCCACAAUAAAAAGCUCAUUUACAGGAUCAUCGAUCUGUUUACAAUCUGUUUGAAAUGUUUCUUAUUUCCUGUUUUUGUGUUGUACCAAGUAAAGUUGAUCAUUUGUAUGUUUAUGUUACUCAGGCAGAAAUAAAUGGAACUGCAGUAUCACCUGUUAUGUCCAAUAAAAAAGGAUCAUAAAUAAUAAUAGAAGCUUUCAUUUGAUCUUUAUUGUCAGAUUCAGAAAAAUGGCACUCUAAUAAUAAGCUGAACAUUAUUAAUAGUUCUAUUGUUUAUUCACACACAGUUUAGCGCAGGGUCAGUUUCUCAUUUCUACAACCUUCACACAACUCAACUUUGAAUGAAAAGUCACAUUUUGAUAUAAAUCAUCAACAUUAAUAGUUAUAUUUGGAAAAUGUGCUUUGGACAAAAAGCAAGUGUUUUCUUCUCCAGGAAGAAAACAGUGAAACACGUGUGUCGGUUAACUUUCUGCACACAAAGUGAAUACAGACGUCCGUUUGUCUUCUUCUGCUGUGACGAUCAGCGGGUCAGAGGUCAGAUCAGGUAUGUGACGAGGAGCUGAGAGAGGAAACCAAGAAGAAAGUCAAAAGCUCACAGCUCAACAUCCAAACACAGACUGCACACAGAGCUGCAAGCAUGGAGGAGAAACCAUCACAUCUACAGAUCCAGGUACAGUUCUCCACUUUACUUUAUCACAGAAAAACUCUCAUUUUUCUCUUUUUCACUUCAUUUGAAAGAUGAAGAAAACAUCUGGACUCCUGCUGUCAAACUUCAUCCAAACUAACAGCUGUUUUCUAUUUCCAUCAUGCUGAACAUGCAGGUUUGGAAAAACUAAAUCUUUCUCCAAAUGUCACCAAACAAGACUUUUACAGUCCGUUAAGAAACUCUUAUUAUCAGAAAUAAACAUGUGUCUGAUUUUACAGUCCUGAACAUUUUCACAUGUU